Quercus lobata is the source of this 3159-nucleotide messenger RNA. RefSeq names its product receptor-like protein kinase THESEUS 1. The record is from RefSeq and is a predicted model, not a curated record. The coding region runs from base 321 to 2849 and encodes 842 amino acids. Gene Ontology annotation, molecular function: protein kinase activity; ATP binding. NCBI's taxonomy places the organism in Eukaryota, Viridiplantae, Streptophyta, Magnoliopsida, Fagales, Fagaceae. The transcript is spliced from 2 exons. Gene Ontology annotation, biological process: protein phosphorylation.
AAAGCUCUCGCCAGGACUCUUGAGUCCCUAGAGACUCACAAACUAGAUCUUGGAAACAGGGGCAUUACCAUUAUCACUCCCACACUAGCUAACUCCAAACGUGCUUACUUUUUCCUUUUCCUUUUUCAGUGAUAAGCUUUCUCUUUAUCUGUCUCUUUUACACAAACAGGCACGCCUUCUUUCAUUCAAGUUGCUCUUCUUCAACAUUGUUCUAGCUGGAUGAUUAUAAAGAACUGAGUGAGAAUGCAGAGGUGGGUGAUCCAAAUGUACGUUCCUAUCUUCAUUUUCUGCACUAUAUUGGUUUAGCUUGAGCAGAUAUUAUGUGUGAAGACAUGUGUCAUUCCAAUUGUUUGUACUUUACCUGGAUUUUAUGUGUUCUUUAUGUUCCAUUCAUUACAAGCGCUUCUUUUAUUCCAAAAGAUAGUAUUUUGAUUGAUUGUGGUGGAAGUAAGGCGUUGAAACUCGAUGAUGGCCGAGUUUUUGAGCCUGAUUCUUGGAGUCAGUAUGUUGGGCUGUCUCCAAAUUCCCACAUUGUGGUUUCUGGAAACAAAAUAGGCAAGUCAAAUGACUCAAUUCUUUAUAAUUCUGCUCGGGUUUUUAAAGAAACUUCUACCUACACUAUCAAUACUAAGCAGAUUGGCCGCCAUUGGCUAAGGUUGCAUUUUUGUCCAGUGGAGAGUCCACAUUAUAAUUUGAAAUCUGCGGUAUUUUCAGUUGUGGCUAAUGGAAUUGUGCUGCUUCAUGGGUUUUCUCUUUCCAAGUCAGGCAAACAGUCCUGUCUUUUUAAAGAAUAUGCAAUUGAGGUGGGUGGUUCAAGUUCAGAAAAGUUGGUGCUAACCCUGUCUCCCUUCAAUGGUUCAAUUGCAUUUAUUAGUGGAAUAGAGGUAGUUUCUAUGCCUGAGGGGCAAUUCCCUCCUAGUGCAUUGCCUGUGCCACUAGGGCCUGCAGUUGAGAUCCCCACUCAUGUAGCUUUUGAGACGGCUUACAGAAUUAACAUGGGAGGUCCACUUCUAACUCCUAAGAAUGAUUCACAAUCGAGGAUAUGGGAACCAGAUCAAUCUUUUCUUGUUCAUGCUGCUACAGCUCGGAAUGUAGUAUCUAAUCCCAGUUUGGUCAAAUACCUUGAUGGGGUAUCAGUAGAAAUUGCACCCAAUUGGGUUUAUGCGACGGCACAAGAAAUGGCGGAUGCAAAUGUCACUGAUCAGAGGUUUAACAUUUCAUGGGCAUUUGAAGUUGAACCCAUGUUCACCUAUCUUAUUAGGAUGCAUUUUUGUGACAUUGUUAGCGCAAGUCUUCAUAAUUUGGUUUUCAAUGUGUAUAUUAACAAUCAAUCUGCUCUAGAUUCUUUCGAUAUCUCAAGCAAAACAAUGGAAUUGUCAGCUGCUUACUUCAUAGACUUUGUUGCCAAUGUUUCAAUGGUCUCAAAUCGGAUUUUGGUUCAAGUAGGUCCUCCUGAUCUAAGGUAUUUCCCAACCAAUGCAAUUCUAAAUGGUUUGGAGAUAAUGAAAAUGAGCAAUCCCAGCGACGGCCUUGUCAGAAAUCUUAGACCAGAUUAUAUUGAUUCCAAGACCCCCAAGAGAAAAAAGUGGGUACUGCUGGCAAUUACUUCUUCAAUCGGUUUUGCAUUUUUGGUGCUCAUCUCAGCGGCUUUUUACUUGUAUUUGUGCCAUCCAAAGAAGCCAAAGCGGCAGAGCUCAGUUUGGUUGCCACUUGCUACACACGUAGGAAAUUCUGAUAGCAAAGUUACAAUUGGUAGCUUUGCUUCAACAGCACAUUCUCGUAGUCUCAGCCGUGUUCUAGCUUUCUCUGAGGUUCGUGAAGCAACAAAGAACUUUGAUGAACACUUGGUUCUUGGUGUUGGGGGUUUUGGGAAGGUUUAUAAGGCAGUGCUAGAAAAUGGGGAUGUGGUUGCAGUAAAGCGAGGAAACCCAAGAUCCCAGCAAGGAUUUACUGAAUUCAGAAAUGAAAUAGAGAUGCUUUCCAAGCUCCGUCACAGACACCUGGUUUCUCUUAUUGGCUACUGUGAAGAGCUUGAUGAGAUGAUCCUUGUCUAUGAGUUCAUGGCUGGCGGUCCCCUUCGUAAGCACUUGUAUGGCUCAGGUCUUCCCCCAUUAACUUGGAAGCAAAGGCUUCAAAUUUGCAUUGGAGCUGCAAAAGGUUUGCACUACCUUCAUACUGGAGCAGCAGAGAGUAUUAUCCACCGUGAUGUUAAAACAACCAACAUACUACUUGAUGAAAAUCUCACUGCAAAAGUGGCAGAUUUUGGAUUGUCUAAAUUAGGCCCCACUCUGGAUCAAACCCAUGUGAGUACAGCAGUGAAGGGGAGCUUUGGUUACCUCGAUCCUGAGUACUUUCGUCGACAACAACUCACAGAAAAAUCUGAUGUGUAUUCUUUUGGAGUAGUACUAAUGGAGGUGCUAUGUGCUAGGCCAGCUAUAAACCCUUCUCUUCCAAGGGAACAGGUUAACAUAGCAGAAUGGGCCAUGUACUGGCAAAAGAGGGGGCAGUUAGAGAAGAUAAUAGAUCCCCAUCUUGUAGGAUCUGUUAAUCUUGAAUCCCUGCGAAAAUUUGGUGAAACAGCAGAGAAGUGCCUAGCUGAAUAUGGGACUGACAGGCCCACAAUGGGAGACAUCUUGUGGAAUUUGGAGUAUGCUCUUCAGCUUCAAGACGCUUCUAUACAAAUGGUUUCGGCUGAGAACAGUGCAAAUUAUAUUCCGGAUAUUCCAGAAUGGGUUCCCCAAAUUGAAACCGCUGAAGGUGGUGGUGCUGACAGUGUUAGCUACAAAGAAUCUGAUACAGUAACAUCAAGUGGAGUAUUCUCACAGUUGGGGGAUCCAAGUGGAAGAUAGUUUGGCAAGAGAAUGGACAUAUUAUUCAACCAACAAGAAAGAGAAAACUCAGGGCAAAGCCUGUUACAAAAUACACCAUGACAAUCAGACUCAACAGAGGAUAUCAAGUCCGCAGGUGGAGCAGAAUGGACAACAAAAUCUAAAGGUUGUGAAUGACCUGAAUUAGCUAAACGAUCCGCACAUUUAUUAACCUCUCGAUAGAUAUGUUUAAUACGAACUUGGGGAAUUUGCAAAGCCAGAUGCUUGCAAUCGUCAAAUAUAGGUGAGAUCACUGAGUUGUUGUAUGAAGGAUUGCUUAGAGAUAUAUCUU